AUGCUGUUUCCAUCGACAUUCCACCCUCCGAAGCAUCUGAUUUACGUCGAAUGUUCCUCCGCGUUUCGUGCGCCUGAUCACAAUCAUGGCCUAUACAAGGUUUCACGUGUUGUCACAAACGAGGAACACUUGGCUAGUGUUCUACCUCUUAUCAAUGUACAUCGUAGCGCUAAUCUAAUUCCGUGUUUCGGCUGUGUUGCUCCUCGUGACUGCACUUCUGCUACUGUCCCUGACAAGUGCCAGUCAUUUGUCCUUAAUUCAUACUUGGAUAGAUAA
Molecule: messenger RNA, 276 nt
Organism: Suillus subaureus
Lineage: Eukaryota; Fungi; Basidiomycota; Agaricomycetes; Boletales; Suillaceae
Exons: 1
Coding region: 1-276 (91 amino acids)
Source: RefSeq, a predicted model, not a curated record